Molecule: messenger RNA, 1936 nt
Organism: Acipenser ruthenus (sterlet)
Lineage: Eukaryota; Metazoa; Chordata; Actinopteri; Acipenseriformes; Acipenseridae
Product: zinc-binding protein A33-like
Exons: 8
Coding region: 15-1496 (493 amino acids)
Molecular function (GO): protein binding; zinc ion binding
Source: RefSeq, a predicted model, not a curated record
CCACAAUUCCACACAUGCUGUUCACUUCCUGUUUGUCAGCACAGGUUGAGUUGUUUAUCAUGGCUGCAGCGGCUUCGGGAGAGACAGGGGAACUUCAGAAAGAAUUGACUUGUGCAAUUUGCCUUGACUUUUUUGACGAUCCUGUUAUUUUACAAUGCGGACACAACUUCUGUAGAGAUUGCAUUCUCAUUCACUGGCAGGAGAAUGGCAGCAAUGGCCAGGGUUACAAGUGCCCUGAGUGCAGACGGUCCUUUCCCAGCAUGAGUUUCACCAAGAAUUAUUUGGUUCGGAACUUGGUGGACAAGCUAGAUGACCUGGAAUACUUUAAACCCAAACAAACCAAAGCAGCCGUACCCCAGCCCAAGGAGGAAGGACGAUGUGAAAAACACCGUGAAGAGCUUAAGCUUUUCUGCAAGACAGACAACAAGCUCAUUUGUGUGAUAUGCCGGGAAUCCAGAGCUCACAAGCAUCAUGAAGUUGCUCCUCUGCCUGAGGUUAUUGAAGACUUAAAGGACGAUCUUCGAUGUAGACUCACUAACCUGAAUGAUGAUAAAAUCUGUUGUACGAAAGUGAAGAACGAAGAUGUGGAAACUCGUUUAAAUAUUCAGAUGAAGAAAUUGCAGCUGAAGGAAAGUAUUGAGGCCAGUGUUGGACAGCUUAUUCAGUUCCUGCUGGAUGAAAAAGAUGAACUAUUGGAAAAGCUAGAUAGUGAGGAACAAACAGCGCUCUCCAUAGUAGAAAACAACAUCCAGAGGCUGGAAAAUCUGAUAACUGAGAUGGAAAAAGAGAUCACAGAAAUCCAGGGCAAUCUCAGUCAGCCGUCCUUUGAGGUUAUGCAGAAGAUUGUUUCCAGACCCCUUCAGGACCUGAGUCAUCUGCACCCAUCUACGAGUGAACCAAACUGGGAAGACUUUUCAGGGCCUGUGCAAAUCAUGCUAUGGAAGAGAAUGUUGAGUGUUUUAAGACCAGCUCCUGAAAAUCUUGUUCUUGAUCAAGAUACUGCUCAUCCUAACCUCAUUAUUUCAGAGUAUAACACCACCAUGGAAGAAUCAAGGGGCCGUGUGCUUGAGCCUGAUUUGCCACAGAAAUUUACCCGCUUUCUGGGUGUACUGGCCACCACGGAAUACACAUCCGGCAAACAUUACUGGGAAGUAGAUGUGAAGGGUAAAGGGGUCUGGUAUCUAGGUUUGACGGAUAUUGACAGCAACCGUAAAGGUUAUGUCAAUCUCAGUCCUUAUGAUGGAUACUGGAGCAUCUGUCUUCAGGAUGAGAUGUAUGCCAAUGAUGAACAAAGAGUGUUCAUAAAGCAAGACUGGUCUAUCUCCAGAGUUGGAAUGUUCCUUGACUACGAUGCAGGGCUGUUGUCUUUUUAUGAUGCUAUUCUCAUGAAACAUCUUUACACCUUUAGACAAUACUUUGAUGGCCCUGUGUGUCCGUUUUUCAGCCCUGGCAAAAAUGAUAUUGGUAGUCGUAUGAAAAUUUGUCAUUACCAUUAGAUGAAAUAAGACAGAACUGACUGCAAGAUUAAUUAUAAUCAAAGUCAUUCCACAUACCACUCGUGUGUUCGAUGGUAGAUAUUGUGUUACUUUCCCCAAGUGGGGGAAAAAAACAGACUUUUCCUCCUAAUGCCUUGUGACAGGUAGCUGAGUGGGUAUGUUAGGACAGGCGUAAUGUGGUGUAAAUCAAGAGACUCCAGUCCGUUAUGCCGUUAAGCGCCUUGGUUUUAUUUUGCCACACAAAGAAAACCAACAAUAAUGACGCCCGGAUACACAGCAAUGUGUAACCUGCUAAACUAAUAAUUAUAAUAACGCCGGGAUACACAGCGAUGUGUAACCCGACUAAACAAAGGGAAAAAGGGGUUGCAGUCCCAAAAAUAAACAAACAACAAAAACCAAUCCGUCUUCCUCUUGUGAUCCAAAACACAGGGGGGGGGGGG